This is a messenger RNA of Procambarus clarkii (red swamp crayfish), 1134 nucleotides long. Lineage: Eukaryota; Metazoa; Arthropoda; Malacostraca; Decapoda; Cambaridae. The record is from RefSeq and is a predicted model, not a curated record.
AUGAUAUGCUCCACCUCGGUUAUUCGUUCAUGUGACGAGAGGAAGGAGGAGGGAACAGCAAGCCGGACCAGAUACCGCGAGAUCGAGGUCUCGCUUACUGGCCGGACCAAAUACCGUGAGAUCGAAGUCUCGCUUACUGGCAGCACUAGAUACCGGAAGAUCGAGGUCUCGCUUACUGGCAGCACUAGAUACCGGAAGAUCGAGGUCUCGCUUACUGGCAGCACUAGAUACCGGAAGAUCGAGGUCUCGCUUACUGGCAGCACUAGAUACCGGAAGAUCGAGGUCUCGCUUACUGGCAGCACUAGAUACCGGAAGAUCGAGGUCUCGCUUACUGGCAGCACUAGAUACCGGAAGAUCGAGGUCUCGCUUACUGGCAGCACUAGAUACCGCGAGAUCGAGGUCUCGCUUACUGGCAGCACUAGAUACCGCGAGAUCGAGGUCUCGCUUACUGGCAGCACUAGAUACCGCGAGAUCGAGGUCUCGCUUACUGGCCGGACCAAAUACCCCGAGAUCGAAGUCUCGCUUACUGGCAGCACUAGAUACCGGAAGAUCGAGGUCUCGCUUACUGGCAGCACUAGAUACCGGAAGAUCGAGGUCUCGCUUACUGGCAGCACUAGAUACCGGAAGAUCGAGGUCUCGCUUACUGGCAGCACUAGAUACCGCGAGAUCGAGGUCUCGCUUACUGGCAGCACUAGAUACCGCGAGAUCGAGGUCUCGCUUACUAGCAGCACCAGAUACCGCGAGAUCGAGGUCUCGCUUACUGGCCGGACCAGAUACCGCGAGAUCGAGGUCUCGCUUACUGGCCGGACCAGAUACCGCGAGAUCGAGGUCUCGCUUACUGGCAGCACCAGAUACCGCGAGAUCGAAGUCUCGCUUACUGGCAGCACUAGAUACCGCGAGAUCGAAGUCUCGCUUACUGGCAGCACCAGAUACCGCGAGAUCGAGGUCUCGCUUACUAGCAGCACCAGAUACCGCGAGAUCGAAGUCUCGCUUACUAGCAGCACCAGAUACCGCGAGAUCGAGGUCUCACGUCCUACUGGCCGCACCAGAUACCGCGAGAUCGAGGUCUCACGUCCUACUGGCCGCACCAGACCGCGGUCCAGCUUCCCAGAAGACGAACGUGAGCUACGCUGA